CGUUGAUUGUGGCCCGUGUAGCAUCAGGAACGUUUGUUUUCGGUUCCCCCUCACGAAGAUGGACUGGACCGAGAGCAGCACCGAUCACGGCCACAUGCGUGACGGCUGUCACCACGGACAUGCGGGUCACUCUCACAGCCACGGGCCGAGAGCGGCGGCGUUCGGCAGCAUGCCUCAUCCCUUUGCGCCGGCUUUUCAAGGGCCGUUUGGCAAGAGCGCAGAUCAGACGAUGGACCUCACUCAGCAGCCGAAGAAACGCUCGCACAUGGACGACAGCGCCAGCUGGGACAUCGUGAAGGCAACACAGUUCGGUAUCCUGGAGCGCUGCAAGGAGCUGGUGGAGGCAGGAUACGACGUCAGGCAGCCGGACAAAGAGAACGUGACUCUGCUGCACUGGGCGGCCAUCAACAACCGCUCCGAGCUGGUCAAGUAUUUCAUUUCUAAUGGGGCGAUAGUGGACCAGCUCGGGGGGGACCUGAACUCCUCUCCUCUUCACUGGGCCAUCAGGCAGGGCCACCUCCCCAUGGUGAUCCAGCUGAUGAGAUACGGAGCAGAUCCCUCCAUCGCCGACGGAGAAGGUUACCGCGCUCUGCACCUCGCCAUCCUCUUCCAGCACAUGGCUAUAGCUGCUUAUCUAAUGGCUAAAGGACAGGAAGUCGAUGGGCCGGACUGCAACGGACAGACGCCGCUGAUGUUAGCAGCUCAGAAGAUUAUUGGGCCGGAACCCACUAACUUCCUCAUCAAGAAUAACGCUUCGGUGAGCGCCGUGGACAAGGUGAACAGGAACACUCCGCUGCACUGCGCCGUGCUCGCAGGAAACGUAGACGCUGCCCACCUACUGCUGGACGCUGGCGCCAGUGUGGACGCAGAUAAUAUCAAUGGUCACACGCCCAUUGAUUUGGCGCACCAGGUGCACAGCCCGCUGCUCAUUCACAUGCUCAACCACGUCAAGCAGGAGAGGAUCCGCUCCAACUCGCGCUGCCUGCGGAUUGUCAACAGAUACAGGGCGAUUCUGCAGUUUCUGCUCUGCACGGCCAUGUUCGGGUGUGUGGGCGCAAUAGUUGAUAUGAACUCAGACUCCUGGUUGCUCAAAGGGGUCCUGCUGGUCUGUGUGAUAGGUGUGAUCAACCUGGUCUCAAGGAAUUUCUCGAGUCCGUCCUUUCAGUCUCUCCUCCCGGCUGCAUCUCUCAUGGCCUCUGUUUUCUGGAUGCUCGUCACCUGGUUCCUCUGGUUCCUGCCAGAUGGACCCAGCACCACAGUUCAGGUUCUGUUCACCCUGAACGCCACUGCUCUGCUCUACUACUACCUCCGCACCUGCAGGACGGACCCUGGCUUCGUCAAGGCAACCGAGGAGGAGAAGAAAAUGAAUGUGUUGGUGUUGGCUGAAGCCGGCUGUCUGGACCCCAGGAUACUCUGCACCUCCUGCAUGAUAAAGAAACCAGCGAGAGCGCAGCACUGCUACACGUGUGACGCCUGCGUGGCGAAGCAGGACCACCACUCCGUCUGGACCAACAGCUGCAUCGGUGCGAGGAACCAUCACUACUUCAUCCUCUUCCUGUUCUCCCUGGUGCUCAUGGGAGCCUGGAUGUUCUACGGUUCUCUCGUGUACUGGUCGACUCACUGUGUGCUGCAUUACGAGGAGCAGGGCCUGUGGGGCGUGGUCUCCGCCCUGGUCAGCUGCUCUCCCUGGGUGCUCAGCAUCUUCCUGCUGGCCUUCUACCACACAUGCUGGUCCAGCUUGAUCCUGCUACUGCAGCUCUACCAGAUUGCCUUUCUCGGACUGACCACAAGCGAGCGGACGAAUCUGACGAAUCACCAGAUGAAGCUGCGGCAGUCGGUCUCCCUGAGACAGAAUCCAUACAAUUUGGGCGUGGUGCGGAACCUCGCCUCCUUUUUCCAGCUGCGUUGCUGCGGCCUCUUCAAACCGGCCGUCGUGGACUGGACGCAGCAGUUCCCUCCCAACCGCGAGCAGCACGUGUUCGGACAGGCCGACAUGGUCUGACCUCCCCGCCGCCACUCGCUCAGGAUCAAAGGUCAAACGUCUACAGUGGUUAUGGACCAAAAAAAAGCACAGAUUCUAUUUAUUUAUUUUUUUAUGUGUGGAGAGAGGGGGCGCGAUGGUAGAAGCGACACGCAGAUAGGGAUUCAGUUGCUCUUUGUACAGACUGCUGCUGCCUUAUACCCGACCAGUGUACGUGACAUUUUCAUUUGGGUGAACUGAACCUUUAAAGGCCUCAAUUGUAAUGGAAGAUUUUUUUUUAUAAACACGUUGAGCCUAUUUUUUAUCAUCUGUCCUGAGGAAAGAAAAAAAAAACUCUUUGUACGUGUAAACGGUUUCUGAAUUUUGUAAGAGUUGCAUGUGUUUAAUAAUGAAUGACCACUAUAUCACUUCAAUAAAGACAUGUUGUGCCUGUCGCUUCUCA
This is a messenger RNA of Hippoglossus stenolepis (Pacific halibut), 2423 nucleotides long. Its product is annotated as putative palmitoyltransferase ZDHHC13. Bases 59 to 2002 code for a protein of 647 amino acids. Gene Ontology annotation, biological process: protein palmitoylation. Gene Ontology annotation, molecular function: protein binding; palmitoyltransferase activity. The transcript has 17 exons. Gene Ontology annotation, cellular component: Golgi membrane. The record is from RefSeq and is a predicted model, not a curated record. Lineage: Eukaryota; Metazoa; Chordata; Actinopteri; Pleuronectiformes; Pleuronectidae.